Messenger RNA from Candidozyma duobushaemuli, 978 nucleotides. RefSeq lists its product as uncharacterized. The record is from RefSeq and is a predicted model, not a curated record. The coding region runs from base 1 to 978 and encodes 325 amino acids. Lineage: Eukaryota; Fungi; Ascomycota; Pichiomycetes; Serinales; Metschnikowiaceae. The transcript has a single exon.
AUGAUCAAAAGACUGGAAAAGUACGAUUGUUCUCCAUUUAUCGUCAUAAUGAAUUUUCACGAAGUGUUGGAGUAUUAUCGACUUCAACUUGUGACCGCUUUCGAAGAGGCUUUGCUCAAGCUUGAAGUUGAUUGGAAUACAGCUUACAUCGAGAAGUUAAACAAGACCGACCCUGCCACAACUGCCGACAAAAGCCUACCAGAUCUCCCUGACUCGACUUUAUUUAGGGAAAGCCCUUUCUUAAAAUUUCAAAGUCACGUCGAUGUGAUGUUUAAACACCUCAACGAAUUUGCUACAUGCCAACAACUGAUGAUAUUGCUAUUAGGAUGCAUGGACGUAAAGAUGAAUACAUUGAAAACUGGUUCUGAGACGGAGGACAAUUACAUUCCUGCCAAGUCGAACUCGACCGUGGAGCCAUCCCCUAAAAUGCGGAGCAAAUCUCGGUUUGAGCCUACCAAAUACGAUCAUAGACAGCUGGGUAAUCGGAGUUUGAAUGAAAACAAGAUUCAUCAAAGAAUUCUAUUCUACAAUGAUUUUCUCAUUAAUAGCCACUAUAACUUGGAUAAUAAGGACGAAGCUAGCAAGAAUUGUGACAGAGUUGUGGCCGUCGCUAAAGCUGAUAAGGAGAAUGUGGCUGGAAAUAUCAUGGAACCGGUGUACUUCGAUUUUAUGGAUCUGGGGGACGCUGAGAAUAACAAAAAUGCCUCCUGGCUAAUAGACUUGCUGCAUUCCGAGGAAGAGCCAUUGAGCUCCUUCCUUGAGGAGUCAAUUGUCAUUACACAGCAGCAAUUAAGACCAUCAUCUGAGAGACAGAAUAAGCGGCCCAAAAUGACUAAUGACUUUCCCUCUUCACCAGUCAAGUAUAGUGACCCAACACAAUACAGUUCAAAUUCGGUCGAAUCACCUAGUUUGAUGCAAGAUUCUGUAAUUGAGGGAUCAGAUGUGGAGCUGACGGGAACCGUUUUCGAUGAAAUUUAG